Knipowitschia caucasica is the source of this 1038-nucleotide messenger RNA. The record is from the annotation of a GenBank genome assembly. Lineage: Eukaryota; Metazoa; Chordata; Actinopteri; Gobiiformes; Gobiidae.
AUGUGGGUACAGUGCAUGUGGAUGUGUGGUACAGUGCACGUAGAUGUGGGUACAGUGCAUGUGGAUGUGGGUACAGUGCACGUGGAUUUGGGUACAGUGCAUGUGGAUGUGGGUACAGUGCACGUGGAUGUGGGUACAGUGCACGUGGAUGUGGGUACAGUGCACUUGGAUUUGGGUACAGUGCACGUGGAUUUGGGUACAGUGCAUGUGGAUGUGGGUACAGUGCACGUGGAUGUGGGUACAGUGCACGUGGAUGUGGUGCACGUGGAUGUGGGUACAGUGCACGUGGAUGUGGGUACAGUGCACGUGGAUGUGGGUACAGUACACGUGGAUGUGGGUACAGUGCACGUGGAUGUGGGUACAGAGCACGUGGAUGUGGGUACAGUGCACGUGGAUGUGGGUACAGUGCACGUGGAUGUGGGUACAGUGCACGUGGAUGUGGUGCACGUGGAUGUGGGUACAGUGCACGUGGGUGUGGUACAGUGCACGUGGAUGUGGUACAGUGCACGUGGAUGUGGGUACAGUGCACGUGGAUGUGGGUACAGUGCACGUGGGUGUGGUACAUUGCACGUGGAUGUGGGUACAGUGCACGUGGGUGUGGUACAGUCAUGGAUGUGGGUACGCACGUGGGUGUGGUACAGUGCACGUGGAUGUGGUACAGUGCACGUGGAUGUGGGUACAGUGCACGUGGAUGUGGGUACAGUGCACGUGGAUGUGGGUACAGUGCACGUGGAUGUGGGUACAGUGCACGUGGAUGUGGGUACAGUGCACGUGGAUGUGGUACAGUGCACGUGGAUGUGGGUACAGUGCACGUGGAUGUGGGUACAGUGCACGUGGAUGUGGGUACAGUGCUCGUGGAUGUGGUACAGUGCACGUGGUACAGUGCACGUGAAUGUGGGUAGAGUGCACGUAGAUGUGGGUACAGUGCACGUGGAUGUGGGUAUAGUGCACGUGGAUGUGGGUACAGUGCACGUGGAUGUGGGAACAGUGCACGUGGAUGUGCGUACAGUGCACGUGGAUGUGGUACAGUGCACGUGA